Molecule: messenger RNA, 967 nt
Organism: Arabidopsis thaliana (thale cress)
Lineage: Eukaryota; Viridiplantae; Streptophyta; Magnoliopsida; Brassicales; Brassicaceae
Product: serine protease inhibitor, Kazal-type family protein
Exons: 1
Coding region: 270-623 (117 amino acids)
Source: RefSeq, marked reviewed
CGUUUGAUGGUUUAAACAAAUAACUGCGCGUAGUUUCUGUGGUUUGCUUUACUCGGUGCGUGAACCAGCUGUACCACCAAUUCAAACAACACGGUUACGCAAACUCUCUCUGAGAAAAUCCCCAAAUCUCAUGAAAUUAGGGUUUCAAUCAUUCUUUGAACGCAAAAUUAGAAACCUCCUCUCCAUCCGCCACGAAUCUCUAGGGUUCUUCUGAAGGAUUAGAUUUCUGGGUUUUAGAAAUCUGUCUCUCGUCAUCAACAAUUCACGUGAUGCCGUCGUUAACACUGAGCAUUCGUUUCCUUUUCUUAGUUCUCUGCUUGAUCGGUUUACAAGCUGCGGAUGAUUUCCCAGAUAAAUCCCGCGGUGACGUAUGCCCUCGGGUUAAGGAUCGGGGUGGAUGCACAAUCAACUGUUUCCGGGCGGAUCCGGUUUGUGGAACCGAUGGAGUCACGUACUGGUGCGGUUGUCCCGACGCAGCUUGCCAUGGCGCUCGCGUAGUCAAAAAAGGAGCUUGUGACACAGGUAAUGCAGGAAGUGCUUCUGUUCCUGGACAAGCUUUGUUAUUGAUUCAUAUUGUUUGGCUCUUCUUGCUCGGACUCUCUCUUCUCGUUGGUGGUUUCUGAUCUCUAGAGAGUUAGUGGUGGAAUUAGACAAGGAAUUAGAUAGAUCACACGUCCUGAGUUUGUUGUAUGUGUAUAGUUGAGUAUUGUUUUGCUUUGUGUGCUAUAUAUAUGUAAUAGAUUCUGUUGCAGUUCAUUCUAAUAAUGAAGAUUUGAUCGGACAAAAUGCUUAUUACUUCAACACUAUCAAAUUCAUUUUGGUUUUGUUAAAAGGGCGAGUCUUUGGAUCUCUUCUUCGUUUGGUUUGUUCUCAAGUAAAAGAUACUUGAUGGAUCUGUCAUUUGGUAGUAGUGGUUUGAGAACUUAUCCAUGGAGAUUGAGCAUAUAAAGGUUUCAACUUUUAGACA